AUGGACUCAUGCUGUCGCUCAUUGUUGCCAUCUGUGGACUGGAACAUGGCGUGUGCUUCUUCUGCAAAAUACCACUGGGAAGAUGAGGAGAAGAAGGAUGAACAUGAAGCUGAAUCUGAGGGACGUAGACGCAGGAGUCACUGGACAGAAGAAGUGCUUGCUGCAACGAACCAAUGCAUAGCAGUACGAAAUGGAAGCCUACGAGCAAAUACAGUAUUGUCACGAUGCUGUGCGAAUUUUGAAGAUUUUUCGCAGCUGGAGCUGACGCGAGUGCAAAGAUCAGUUGCUAGAAGUCAUGAGUAUCGUUUAGCUUCCUAUAAUCUUCAUGCUCGUGAAGUGAAAGUUGCUGAUUUGUGUAUGCGGGGUCGUUUGCACGAAUAUAUGAAGUACCCUACAAUUAAUGAGGUAGGCGUUGUUGUGUUUCCUAGUCCUAAAGUGAUUGCUGCAGUUCAUUAG
Messenger RNA from Cylicostephanus goldi, 456 nucleotides. The record is from the annotation of a GenBank genome assembly. NCBI's taxonomy places the organism in Eukaryota, Metazoa, Nematoda, Chromadorea, Rhabditida, Strongylidae.